AUGUCGCUGUCUCUGUCCGGCCUCGCCCAGGCGUUGCCGACAACUUCUUCCACUUCAUCUGCGAAGCCGCGCGCCCAACCUACCAACACCGCGUCCCCCGCGGACUCCAUCUGGAAACAUUUACCAGAGGCUGAUUUCCGCCAACAUGUCGUCGAACUCGAGAAACUGACCAACUCGGUGCCUGUGGAUGCGCAAACUUUUCCCCUGCCUCCGCAAUCUGAUCCAGCGGCAGACCAUGCGAACCCAGACGGAGAUGCAGAUGCGGAUACAGGCGUCGCAGGGGCGGACGUCGUCGGCCGAAACCCCGACAGCGUCUCCCAACAACCUCAUCCCCGCCAACUGUCCCUCGCUGCGGAACAGCGUCUAGCUGAUGACAUCGCCUACCUCAUCGCCAUCGGCGAAGGGGCGCAGUCUGUCGCUGCAACCACCGUGCAGGAAAGUCGACGUCCUCAAGGAAAGGGACUCCGGGUCACCAUCGCCUCGGUUGACGCCAUCGAGCCCGAUUCACAGGCAUUUCUCCGCGCCAUUUUCCAGAGGUUGUCUACCGUAUCUGCCGAGCCGUCUGCCAAGACACUACAUAGUCUCGUGGACCAAGUAACUCGGCAUCAUCAAACUCGCCUGCUCAACCGUCUGCGCUCAUGCAAGUGGGAGAAGCCAACCUACCUCUCCCGCACCCACAAGAAGGCCCUGCAUGCCGACUUCGCCAAUCUGGUCCAUCGCGCCCAGUUCCUCUAUGCCAAAAAGGAGGCCCACAAGCGGGCGCAGCUGGAGAAAGAACUCUUGGCUCUUGCGGCACUCCUUGAAGCCUUUGAGACGACACCGCCAGACAACGACCACGAGGCGCUGGUCGUCAUUGUGCGGUCUAGCUACCAACUUUGCACCUCAUCCCUGGUCGCAGAUUAUCUCCAACGCCUGCAGGCGGUCAGAGCGACAACGCAAAUCCAAGCCUGCCUCAAAACUUUGCGCCAGAUUGAAAAGAUCGCAGCCUACUACCGCAUCUGUCUAAGCCUGACAGGGUUGUCUCAAUCUCACGCCAAGCUUUUCCACGACGUGGACCUUCUCUUCCUGCUGCCAUACGAGGCUGUGCCCAUCACCACCCUCGCCUUCCAGCCGUGGGCCAAGUCGACUCACGUCCACGCAGAGGUCAUCCUCAGCGUCCAUCACGACCUCGAGCUCCAUCGGCCGCAGCCUGGUGGUUCUCCUUGGCACCGCCCGAGAUGCCUCGGCGCUUCCAAGUACUUUUGCUACCUUUGCUUCCUGUUCAUCCGACAUCACGGCACCUACUUCGCGGCCAACACGCACGGGGCAUGCUAUGAUCAAUGGACCGUGCCGGACCUCGCCGACUAUCCUGAGACGAUGGCCGACCACUACAGGGAGGUAUUGCGAGCGAUGGAUACGGACAUUCAAAACCAAACGCAGGGCGCGGCCUGGAGGCCAGAGCCCAUGACAAGUAGAGAAAACUUGAUAGGCAUUAUUGAACAGUGA
This is a messenger RNA of Colletotrichum aenigma, 1485 nucleotides long. RefSeq lists its product as uncharacterized. The transcript has a single exon. The coding region runs from base 1 to 1485 and encodes 494 amino acids. The record is from RefSeq and is a predicted model, not a curated record. Lineage: Eukaryota; Fungi; Ascomycota; Sordariomycetes; Glomerellales; Glomerellaceae.